GAUAAGCAAAAGAAAAAUAAGGCUUUCUCAUCCUGUAGUCCCAUCAACCGGAAGUGCGAUCAACAUGUACAACACAGACACAAAACACCAAGCUAAAUGCCUUGCCUUUCCUCGUCAUCACACAAAUUCUCUCAUUUAACCAAAUUUUUGGGAUGAUACGUGGAUAGCACGUGGUCUCGCCGUGGCAGGAGAGAGCGCGCUCUGUCCCUCUCCCUGCAGAGCACUCCCUCUCUCUCUUCCCAAACGCGAGGAGCACAUAUUUCCUCUCUCCUCCACUGUAUUCGGUUCAAGCCCUAAAAUUCUUGUUUCUCUCUCCUCAACUCUCUCGAGUGAGUUCCCCCAGUAUUUGUUUUUCUCGCCUCCAAUCCUCGAAUCCUUCGCCUUCACUUGCUAUAUAUGGUUAAUUUUAGAGAGAGAGAGAGAGAGAGAGAGCUACUAAGUGAAAGCAGAGAUGCCUGGGAUUAGAGGACCCUCUGAUUACUCCCAAGAACCGCCUCGUCACCCUUCGCUUAAAAUCAAUUCGAAGGAACCCUUCAAUUCUGAACCUCCUCGUUCAGCUUUGGUUUCCUCUUAUGUGACUCCUGUGGAUAUGUUCUACAAAAGAAAUCAUGGGCCAAUUCCAAUUGUGGAUGACAUUGAGAGUUAUCGGGUUUCCAUUACUGGUUUGUUACCAAAAUCUAUAAUGCUAUCCAUGGAUGAUAUCAAGAAACUUCCCAAAUACAAUGUGACAGCCACGUUACAAUGUGCUGGGAAUAGGAGGACUGCAAUGAGCAAGAAGAGAACAGUGAAAGGUGUUGGUUGGGAUGUUUCUGCCAUUGGAAACGCUAUUUGGGGGGGAGCUAAAUUAGCAGAUGUUAUUGAACUUGCUGGAAUUUGUAAGAAUACAACAUCCACAUCAUUAGGAGGCAAGCAUGUGGAAUUUGUCAGUGUUGAUAUGUGUAAAGAAGAGAAUGGAGGUCCGUACAAAGCAUCAAUUCCUCUACGCCAUGCGACAAAUCCUGAAGCGGAUGUUCUACUUGCUUAUGAAAUGAAUGGAGAGAUUCUCAAUCGUGACCAUGGUUAUCCGCUGCGUGGGAUUGUUCCCGGCAUCAUUGGUGCACGUUCUGUUAAGUGGUUGGAUAGCAUCAAUAUAAUUGCAGAAGAAUGCCAGGGAUUCUUUAUGCAAAGGGAUUACAAGAUGUUCCCACCUUCAGUUGAUUGGGAUAAUAUCAUUUGGUCUACCCGACGCCCACAGAUGGAUUUUCCUGUACAGUGUGCUAUUUGUUCAUUGGAGGAUGAGGCCAUUGCAUCACAAGAUAAGAUAAAAAUAAGUGGGUAUGCAGCCUCUGGAGGAGGGCGUGGCAUAGAGAGAGUGGACAUAUCCGUUGACGGUGGAAAAACAUGGUUGGAAGCUUCAAGGCAUCAGAAAAGAGAUGCACCUUAUAUUGCAGAUGACAUCAACAGUGACAAGUGGGCAUGGGUCCUCUUUGAGGCACAGGUUGAUGUCCCAAAAAAUGCUGAGAUAAUAGCCAAAGCGGUUGACACUGCAGCUAAUGUUCAGCCAGAAACUGUGGAGGAAAUCUGGAACUUGAGAGGAAUCCUUAACACCUCAUGGCACCGUGUUCAUCUUCGCCAUAUGUUACAGUCUGGGCAUUCUAGUUUGUGAAUCCAAAAGUGAAACUGGGGCGGUAUGAGAGAAAGGAAACUUGAAUACUUAAAAAGUAUCUGGAACGGCAGUAGGUUAUUUACAUAGUGAUCAGCUUUUCAUUAGAUAUGUAUCUCAAAUCAAGAAUAAAUGGACAGAGUUCUCUGUCUAGAGAAGUUGUUCAUCAAGAUUACCUUCUUGUUGAUUACAUUGUUUUCAUUAUUUUGGUUUGUAAUCAAUGUGGAAAAUGCAUAAUUUCCGCUGGUUUGGGAAUUAGACCGGUUAUGAGGACUUUGCUUCUUGAGAUGGCAAUGAAGACCCAUAAGCAUGUAGUGCACAUGUAAUUGGCAAUUCAAUUACAUUGAUAAAACUCGGCAUAG
This is a messenger RNA of Amborella trichopoda, 2004 nucleotides long. RefSeq names its product sulfite oxidase (gene SOX). NCBI's taxonomy places the organism in Eukaryota, Viridiplantae, Streptophyta, Magnoliopsida, Amborellales, Amborellaceae. Gene Ontology annotation, biological process: sulfur compound metabolic process. Gene Ontology annotation, molecular function: heme binding; sulfite oxidase activity; molybdopterin cofactor binding. Gene Ontology annotation, cellular component: mitochondrion. The record is from RefSeq and is a predicted model, not a curated record.